Messenger RNA from Ciona intestinalis (vase tunicate), 1290 nucleotides. NCBI's taxonomy places the organism in Eukaryota, Metazoa, Chordata, Ascidiacea, Phlebobranchia, Cionidae. The record is from RefSeq and is a predicted model, not a curated record.
CUGUAGGUGUACACGUGUGUUUUAUAGAUUAACUACAGAGAACGUUCGGAUACAAAGACAUGAACAGAAACGUUCGAAUUGAAUUGUCUACGUCACAAGAGGAUUGGAAAGUAGUUCGAGAAUGCUACGUUCAAUCUUUCCAUCGAUACCCGCUGUAUAAGUACAUGAUUCCCGAUGAUAAUAAGAGAAACGCCUUCCUUCGCGCUUAUCUCGACGCUAACUAUGACGUCACAGUAGGAAGUGGCGAAGGGAUUCUACUCGUGAUGAGAAUUUGUGAAAACGAAAACAAUAACAGCAACAGUAGGAUCGGCGGAGGAGUCGUGUUCGUUCCUCCGUCACGUGACGGUCACGGUUGGGCGAUUACAGACGACGAGCCUUACUGGGAAGCUUACGAGAAACAUGGACUCGCAAAAAUCAGCGCAGAAGGAUUCGAGAGAGUCAAAAGAUACGAAGCGUGGGAAAAUAACAACAUUUGCCGGAAGUUAUCCGGAAGUCGAAUCCCAAUGUGGAACGGACUCUUCUGCGCGAUGCUACCUGAACAUACAUCCAGAGGUCUAGGAAGCAGCCUAUAUAAGGAAGCGAUUAAAAUUAUGGCCGAGUACUGGCUGAAAAAGUCGAUUCAACAAAAGAAAGAAACGCAAGACACCGGCAAUGGAUUCUUUUCAAGGUUAUUUAGUGGGAACGGUUCUAAUUAUUUGCACUAUUUCACACUGCUUAAUCAUAGAAAACUACCAACUGCCCAAGCGGUGAGCAUAAAGUCAGCUGAGCCGGAGAGGUGCACAAAAAGUCCACAAAAUAAAUCAACAUUACAUAAAAGCAUGAAAGAAAUGAUGGGUAACCCGACAGCCCCAGUCGUAAUAGCGAUCAGCCACAGCGAAAAAGCUGCCCACUUCCAUGAAGCCAACGGUUUCCACCCCAUUACAAGACUCCCAUACUUCGACCCUGUAGAAGAAACUCCCCCAUUCUACACCCACGUUCUUGUAUUGGACCCUUUCAGAACUGGGAAAGUGAACAUUUGCAAAGAAGCCCUAGCUACAUCAAAACCAGCGAAAAUUCCAAACCCAAUUCCAGCAAACCAGUUUUUAAACUGCAAAGCAGUCUCUUAGUUUAAACCAAAACUUAUCUUUAUUACCUCACACUGCUCUAUUGUGAUUGUACAUAUUGCACUUUUACGUCACACGCAAAUUGUACUUAACCAAAACAUUUUUACUUUUAGUACGGAUCAGAGUUUUUAGUUGUGUAUGUUACAUUUUUACAAUAGAGUCGCGUAGAAAUAAAUUAAAGCUUAAU